Bombus impatiens (common eastern bumble bee) is the source of this 753-nucleotide messenger RNA. RefSeq lists its product as uncharacterized. The transcript is spliced from 3 exons. The record is from RefSeq and is a predicted model, not a curated record. The coding region runs from base 1 to 753 and encodes 250 amino acids. Lineage: Eukaryota; Metazoa; Arthropoda; Insecta; Hymenoptera; Apidae.
AUGUCCUAUGUAUCGGCAUCUGUCCUGGCGGCUUCCCCUCCGUUCGAGCUUCAGGCCUUGGCGCUCCAACACAUAAAAGUCCUGGGCUCGAGUGGGCUUACUCUCCCUGUUGCCGGGCAGGUGGCCUCGGACGCUCGUGAAAAGGCGAGGAUGGAGACCUGGGAGCGGUGGCGCUCCGAUCUCCUCGCCGAGGAUGCGGUGCGGGCUCACCGUGGUGUGAGAGCUUUUCUUCCUAAUUGGCAGGCUUGGAGGGACCGUGGCAGGCUCCCGCUAACCCUCAGGAUGACGCAGGUGCUCACCGGACAUCGAGCGUUCGGGGAUUACCUGCUAAGGAUUCGGCGAGAGAUGACUGACACUUGUCACCAGUGUCAGGAAGAGCAGGACACGGCGCAACAAACGUUGGAAUUCUGUCCAGCAUGGGCAGAUCAGCGCCGUGUACUGCAGCUCGCCAUCUGUGAGAGUUUGGCCCCCUCGGUGAUCGUGCACGCUAUGCUGAGGGGGCAGCGGGAGUACCUCGCCUUCCGCUCCUUCUGCGAGCAAGUCAUGCUUGCGAGGGAGUUGGCGGAGAGAGUCAGGCAUCAAACAAGUAUAAACAUAAAAAGUGAGCUGCAGAUUCUUUGGAUAACUAAUCGCCUCGAAAAACUUCAAUGUGCCUACCUCAGUAUACUCAGCUCACUGAUAGAUGAUGUAGCUACGGACUCAAAAGAAAACACCACAACUCAUAUCGUUAAAACCACCACCGAUCUAUAUUGA